CCUGCGCAGCGGCGGUGGCAUGGGCGCGGGCACCGGUGCGGGCUGCGGGCGCCCGGCUCUUCGCCCGGCCCGAGCCGCUCGCGUCGACCGCGCGCCGCAGCCUCUGCUGCCCGCGGGGAGGCGGUCCCCGCAGCCGGCGCAACUUGCCUCGGCGCCUCGCUGAGAGGAGCGCAGCGCGGAGAGAGCUUGCGGGACGCGAUGCCUCCGGCCGGCGGCCCCCGCACACCGCGCCCGCACGCGCUGCCCCGCAGCCUGUCCCGCCUGCGCGAGUGCCCGGGCCGUUCCCGCAUCGUGUUGGCUCUCGGGGCCACGCAGAUGGCGCUCGGAUGCCUCAUCGUGGCCGUGAGCUUCGCGGCGCUGGCUCUCACCACCUCCGCCCGCGUGCGCCACUCCUGCCCUUUCUGGGCCGGCUUCUCGGUGCUGCUGUCUGGACUCAUUGGUGUUGUCUCCUGGAAGAGGCCUCUCUCGCUUGUGAUUACCUUCUUCAUGCUGCUCUCUGCAGUGUGCGUGAUGCUCAACCUGGCCGGCUCCAUCCUCUCCUGCCAGAAUGCCCAGCUCGUCAGCUCCCUCGAAGGCUGCCAGUUGAUCAAGUUCGACAGUGUGGAGGUGUGUGUAUGCUGUGAGCUGCAACACCACUCAUCCGGAUGCAGCAACCUCGGGGAGACACUGAAGCUGAACCCGCUGCAGGAAAACUGUAAUGCUGUGCGGCUGACCUUGAAGGAUCUCCUCUUCAGUGUCUGUGCCCUCAAUGUCCUCUCCACCAUUGUGUGUGCCUUGGCCACAGCCAUGUGCUGCAUGCAGAUGGUCUCUGCUGAUGUCCUGCAGAUGUUCUUCCCACAGAGGUCUCACUCUGCCAAUGCUGCCUGUGUGACUCCCCACGGCACCAUCCUGCACCAGACUCUGGACUUUGAUGAGUUUAUUGCCCCUCUCCCGCCUCCGCCCUACUACCCUCCAGAGUACACCUGUACACCCACAGCGGAGGCCCACAGGGGUCUCCACCUGGACUUCUCUUCCUCACCAUUCAGCACUCUGUAUGAUGUUGCCAUCAACAGCCCUGGCAUGCUGUACCCUGCUGAGCUGCCCCCACCAUAUGAAGCUGUGGUGGGUCAGACGCCUGCCAGCCAGGUUGCAAGUGUUGAUCACCAGGUGGUUGACUCCAGUUCUGGGGACCCAAACACUGCUGCGGACUUCAGCACACCAGUGCCUGCCAGUAGCACGAGUCUCCCAACAUCAGAGGGUGCCACCUCACUGGGUCCAAGCCACCCAUCCCCUGAUGGCACUUUAGACACCCCACCGCCCCUUCUACCCACUCCGGUCCCUCACCACAUGUCUCCAGAGGCAACAAGCUUGAGCACACAGGCACAACCAAGCCCAGGGCGUGUGGCCCGCUCAGCCAGCGACCCCACCUCCUGCACAUCCAGUGAAGCAGUCUCCACAUCACGCCCAGCCAUGGCUGCCUGUCAGCACCAGCUCUCAUCCACUGGUGACCCAGAUACCUGGAAAACGGACCAAGGGACCAAGCCAGAGACCUUACAGACUGUCUCCAAAGAGCGGCCACACUCUUUAGUGGAGAGCAAGGCCUUUGCAGACACAAGGGUUCUGGUGGCUAAGUUUUUGGAACACGCACAUUGCAGCCUCCCUACAGAGGUGCGACAUGUGGUGGGCACCAUACGAUCAACGGCCACCUCGGAGGAGCCCAGGGUGGAGGAGGCCAUCUUUGGUGCUGAUGUCCUGGACCAGCUAUGAAGCAGCUAUGGACCUGGAUGUGGACGCUGAUGGGCCUGCAAAGUCUGGUCCUGCGAGAUGCCACUGUGCUUGGUAGAGAAAGGCUUUUGGCCUGCUGAGCAGAGAACAGCCGGGAGAGGCUUGCUGGUGGCCUGGGCAAGGAACUGUUACUCUUUCUCCCAUCAGUUGUCUUCCUGGGGACUGUUUGUCACCUGUCCCACUAACUCAGAGAUGUUUCUCUCCUGUCCUUAGUGAGCUCUUGUUGCUUCAGGGGUAUAGCACCUCUUGAACUGAAGAAUGUGGUGGGAAUACCAGUCCUGGGACAGGUGACAUUUGUGGAACAUAAAGACACUGCAUCUGUCCCAAGUCAAGGCCUUUAACACAGGAUGCUCCUCUGUGCCUGGUUUGGUUCAGUGUUAAAAGAGUAGAGGGUAGCAGCGCCAAUGGAGCCAUGUGGUAUGGUAUCACUCUGCAAUGAAACCUUUAUCAGAUUCUGACCCAUUCCUUCUUCUCAAAGGCAAUAGGUGAUGCUAGCACAGCCUGGGACCAUCUUUUCGCCCACUGGGCUAUCAUGCAAAUAAAUCCACACUGAAAGCUUUCCUACAUACUCUUGGAAAGCAAGCACGUGUCACAAGGGUUUGAUAUACCCACCUCCUCAUGUACUGGGCCUCCCCAUUAGGCCUCUGUCUGUGGGCUGCUAUCCCCACCUUCUCCCUAGGCCCCUCCCCUACAGUCUCCCAUCCUUUAACCACAGCAAAUACUUGUUAGUUGUGUUUUAACAAUAAGCUCCCUCCUCAUCCCUUGGAGGACUUCCCCUCGUAUCUGACCUGUGCUGGGUAGGUCACAGUCUGAGCUAGGAUGCUACUGUCUGCUCUUUGUGCACCUCUGGCUAAGGCAAGCCUCUCUCAUGACUCAGAGUUGUCCCUUCCCAACUCAGGUGGCAACAGGCACACUUGUGUUGAAGGAUGUAAAUGGUUAGUUUCUUAUUUGUGGGAGAAGGGCCAAUGGUGGACAUCCAGAAGCAAGGCAAACCCAGCUUAGGCACAACCAGGUGGCUUGGGGCAAAAUGGCCAUCCCAGACCUUCUUGGCUGGUUCAGACCUCAUUUUCUGGCAAGAUCAACAGCAACCACUUCUUAGCAAUAGGUCCGGAGCAGCAGUGCUUGCAAGCACUUCCUGCAAAAACCAGAAAUGCCCAUAUCUGGUUCACACACAGCAGCAGUUAUAAUCAAGGGAGAUCACUGCACUGUAAUGGGCCUGUGAGCCUCAAUAUCGGCACAGAAGCCCUAAGUCUGUGGGUAGUGCCAGGGAGGAUGACAGAGUACCUGCUAUUGUUUGGUGCCCAGCUGGUAGGCUUAAGCAGCUCUUCUCACCAUUUUGCCUGCCCUUGCCUGUCCUUCAGCCUCUACCCUGAUCCAGCCCCCCAAAUUCCUUGUAGCCAAUAUGCUGAAGACCUUUGUGUGUUUGGAAGUUGUGGAACUUCAGCCCGCAUAUGGCCUUGGAAAACCCCUAGCGGCGAUUAGCUCUCCAUGCCCCAAUGGCUUUACCAUUGCCAUAAGCUGUUGCCUUCCUGAGGUUAGCGAGCUGGAAAAUAUAAAUCAGGCAUUUGACAGCAACCUUGCCUUUUCCACUGGAGACAUAAUAGAGAUGAAUAUUUGAGCACUUUAUUCAGACUAUAAAAUUCUCUAAUUUUCCCUCAAGUGAGGACUUUGAAAAUCCCCCAGAGCAAAUCCCUUUCAGUAGAAUGGCCUGCUCCAAGCUUCUUAGCACGAAGUACUUUCAUGCCUGGCUGCUGGGCAUUCUCAACACCUCAAAGAUAAGGUGAAGUGAGGCAGCGACAGGGUAUCACCUGAUUGGAGGGUCCAUGUAGCAGUGUGCUUAAACACUUGUGGAUCUCAGAAUAAGCUAUGACCCAAGAGAAGCCAGGACCAACCACAUCCCAACUGACCCAAGCUCUGGGAUGACCAGUUUCUGGAUACAGCACAGGGCACUGUGGCCUCCAUGCUGCGUCUUUACAGAUGUCCCUCAGCUAUCUAUCAUGUGGUACCUCUCUGAGGAGAGGUGCCUCAAGCUGCACCUCUCCUCAGGUGCAGGCUAACACUACCACUGGGGAGCCCUGAGUCCCAGACAUUCUCAAGGAAGUGGUGGUACACACAAACCAUUCUAGCUAGGUUAUGAGAUGGCUCCCUUAACAGGCUUAUAUGAUGGAUCAAGAAACUACAGCACUUCAUGCUAUUGGGUGGGUGUUAGAUGAUGGUUAUGUCUUUGUUCACCUUCUCAGGGCCCCGGGUGCACCAAGAGGGCAUUAAAAAUGCCCCAGCUCCAGGCUCCCAGGAAGUCAGAGAGAUACUGGUAACAGCCACUAGACAAUGGUCUUGCAAUUUGACUUGUCUCUUCUGGGUUCCUUAACCCCGCCUCAGUGGUGAGCUAGUACUCAGAACCCCAGGCAGUUAUGUGGGUCCCUUGCUGAAGCAAAAGCUGUCUUCCUUCCCAUUGGUUGCACAACCUUCCAUCUUGGAAGGUCUGUCCCUGCCUCUGUUGCCGAUAUCUGAACUGGGCCCAAUAGUGAUCAUUUAGGAGGGGAUGUUCUCAUGCCUGGCUUGCCAGGUCCUGGGCCUUCACUACCCUCCUGCCCCCGCCAAAAAUCAGUAUCUUCUAGGACAUCCUUCGACUCUGCUCGGGGCAGAAAGAUGCCCACCACUGUGGGCAGCAACUCUACUGCGAGGAAGACUGGAGGCUUCAUGAGAAGGACUUAAGUCUCCUUCCCAGGGAGGCCCUGAUAAAAUUUGAAAUGCUUGCAACCAGCCUGGAGUGGAAAGCUCAGUUUGGAUCUUCUCUCCCCACCCCAUUCAGCUGUGUCAGCCCACAGCUGCUGCUGAGGCAGAGUUUAUAGGAAAUUGUUUCCAGGCCACCAGAGACCUGUUUGUACAACUUGAAAGGUUGUAUUUAUUUAAUGUACCUCAAGGUGUUUUAAUAAUGAUCAGUGUUUUAAUAAAAAGUAUUUCUGGUC
Messenger RNA from Mastomys coucha (southern multimammate mouse), 4733 nucleotides. It is a transcript of the gene Entrep2, whose product is annotated as family with sequence similarity 189 member A1. Gene Ontology annotation, cellular component: membrane. The record is from RefSeq and is a predicted model, not a curated record. NCBI's taxonomy places the organism in Eukaryota, Metazoa, Chordata, Mammalia, Rodentia, Muridae. Bases 199 to 1746 code for a protein of 515 amino acids. The transcript is spliced from 10 exons.